Molecule: messenger RNA, 957 nt
Organism: Hypoxylon trugodes
Lineage: Eukaryota; Fungi; Ascomycota; Sordariomycetes; Xylariales; Hypoxylaceae
Exons: 2
Coding region: 234-764 (176 amino acids)
Source: RefSeq, a predicted model, not a curated record
UCGAAGACUUGCGUCAAAAUGGGUGUUUUCAGCCUCUCACUUACAGCGGAUCAUUAAGUCAGCAAUAAUACACUUUUCCCUGCGCCGAACGGAAACGUUUAACAUCGUCCUAGCUUUUAGGGGUUGCGAUAGCAAAAAGAGUUACAAAGACCAUAUCGAGGGAUUGUGAAGUAUGACCAGAAAGGACCAAUACGCUGAGCUAAGCAAAGUUGUCGCUUCAGCCCUUGUUGCAGAUGCUUAUCCCGAGUGCGGGCAUCGGUUUUUCGCCGAUAUAUGACGCUAUUUACCGAAAGGACCUUGAGCCUCUAUUCCGAACCCCGGACCUCAACUUUCUGGGGAAGGAGAUCGAGCAAACAUUCUACGAUAUAGCGAUCCUAACCGAGGAGGAAGGCAAGUCGGCAUUUAGUCACCAUCUGGACUCUUUGAAGAAAUCGAGCUUCUUCGGAAACAAGUUCAGUAAGGCCUCCUGUCUUAUCUGCUUAGCUAGGCAAUUUUGCACCGUCUUAACAUGCGGGCACGGUGUGUGUGAGCGGUGCGUUCGGGCCAUAGGCCCCGUUUACGAACCAUGCCGAUUUGAGAUCCCUCGUUGCCCCCUUUGCCAAGCCAUCAAUACGCGCAUGGUAUUCCUCCGACCGCCGACGGCUGCUAGACGAACUCUUAUCCUAGAUGUCCCUAUAUCCAACAAGAUCUUGCUUGGCUAUUUUUUUAAAGGACUUGCAAUCUUGUAUUGGAUUGGCUUCAGUUCCUUUGCGCGACUACUUUGAGACGAUUUACGGCCAAGGGGUUGGAGCCUAUUACGCCCUUGGAAUGUACUUGCGUAGCUGGAGCGUGCUCCAGUAUGAAAGGCGCGAGGAAUGUUGAAGGCAUACGUGCUAAAGGAGGAUACUUCAAAAAGCCUGAACGUGUGGUAUUUGGUAGAGACGAGUGGUGCGUCGAGGAAAUUCAAUCGCACGUCGG